CCCCCCCCCCCGCGUCUCCCCAGCCCCCAACCCACCGCAGCGCGGCGGAAUCCAAUUCCAAGCCCACCAAAUCGACCGACCUCGGAGAUCCAGAAGGAUCUAGAAGAAGCGAAGGUACCGUCAGAAGAGUUGGAGGAGGAAGGGGAAGAGCAGGAGGAGGUGGUGGCGAAGUCUGCGGCGCCGGCGCCGGCUGGGGUGUCUGCGAUGAUUACCCGGUCGAAGCUGGUGGAGCAGCUGCGAGACUACCAGAUCCGAUCCCAGCACAAGCGUGACAUUAUUGGAGCAAUCUCAUGGGGCUUGCUGUGUUGUUUUCUGAUAAUAUCCUCGUACAUGACACUAUACUUCAGGCACUUCUGGCUGUCCGCUGUUAUUAUCUCACUCGGUAUUCUUCUUCCUGCUGGCUUGUAUGUUUUGAGGCAGAGAAAGCUGGCUAAGAAAAGAGAGAGAAGACUAUUGUUGCCUCUCUCCAUGUAACGCUGUGGUUAGGUGCCUUGAUUUUGCGCUUCUUCUUGUCUAGAUAGAAUCCGCAUUCUUGGCUUGUGGCUUGCUUAGCCCACAUCCAACAUUUUAUACGUCUCGGGCCCCUAAUACCUAAUACACAUCCUUACUCUUUAGCCUUUUGCAAUGUGCUACAAGAGAUUUGAUUAUUUUGCCAGCUCCCAUGUUGUGCGAGUGGAUAUUCUCCAGUGCUUUGUGGGUGUAGUAGCUCCCAUGUUGUGCGAGUUGAUCGAUACCUGCAGCCUGAAGAAAUAUCUCAAUGUGUCGGAUGCCUUGGGUAUCACACUUUUGUAUCUAAAUAAAAUUAGUUGUUUUGUAAUUUUGAUGGAAUUUGUAAGCUUCAUAUCCACCCUAGAUGAAGCUCAAGUUCGUUUCUAGGUUCAAAUGAGGACGCUGGAUGAUUCUUGGUUUCUUAUGUCCAGUUGAUGUUUGUUUUGUUAAAGCUGUAUGUCGGACAGCUGAGUACAGCUAAGUACUGAAUACUUUCUUGCCCCUGAAAUACAUUGUACUGGCAGUCGUUGCAACAUGCAUUGCUUCGAAUUUUAACA
This is a messenger RNA of Phragmites australis (common reed), 1046 nucleotides long. RefSeq lists its product as uncharacterized. The record is from RefSeq and is a predicted model, not a curated record. Bases 205 to 474 code for a protein of 89 amino acids. The transcript has 2 exons. NCBI's taxonomy places the organism in Eukaryota, Viridiplantae, Streptophyta, Magnoliopsida, Poales, Poaceae.